This is a messenger RNA of Aspergillus tanneri, 828 nucleotides long. RefSeq lists its product as uncharacterized. The record is from RefSeq and is a predicted model, not a curated record. NCBI's taxonomy places the organism in Eukaryota, Fungi, Ascomycota, Eurotiomycetes, Eurotiales, Aspergillaceae. The transcript is spliced from 2 exons. Bases 1 to 828 code for a protein of 275 amino acids.
AUGAGUGAUGGCUCGACGCAUAUCGUUGACAAACUUUUGCAAUAUUUCUACACCGGAGACUAUACUGGGCUAUCCGAAGAGGACGACAGCGCACACUCACAUAUGUCUGCGCUUCAACUUCACGCAAGGCUCUUUGCACUGGCUGAUAAGUACGAUGUGAAAGACUUAUGUGCCCUUUCAGCAGAGAAAUACUCCUCUAGGCUUGAAAAAGACUUCAACGUCGUUGAAUUUUUAGAGUCCAUCCCGGAUGUCUAUCAUUUAACGGCGCCACAAGUUCAAACAUUGAGGAAUCUUGUUUUACACUUCGCCCGAAAGAACCUCGAAAAUGCUCUGCAUCACAGCUUGCAUUCCAAGAUCUAUGAUGAUAUUACGUGCGAAGUUCCAACAUUUACAAAGGACUUGCUCGACUCAUAUAUUGCGUCCCCGAUUGACCAACUGUCAGAACUGUGGGCCAACAAUGGCCAUGCAGGCGUUGCAAAGUACGUGGCAGCUGCAGCAAUCCCGGGCCUCCUCGCUCUAGCAUCGAACAACUGGGCCCCUGAUCCGAAACGAGCCGUUGGGAUGGCGAUCCAGAUUGGCGUUGGCUCUAUGGGUGGCGCGGCCGCGUCGAACUUUUAUCGGAGCACUGACUCGCCCAGGUACCGAUUGGGCCAUUCGCUGGUCCUCGCAUUCACGGCCUUAGUAUUGCUAACUACGGUGUUGUACUACGUUAUUUGCAAAAGGCUGAAUGCGAGACGGGAUGCAAUGGGAGCGAGUGAGCAUGGCUAUAGUGAAGAGGAAUUGUUAAGUAUGGGUGACAAGGCGCCCACGUUCAGGUACAGGGUGUGA